AUGGCCGCAUUCAGCUCCGAAAGAUUCAGCAGUAUUGUAGCGGAAAUCAACGGCGCCCUAGAUGAAGGGCAAGGCCAGCUGAAGGAGGUGAUUACAAGUGAGAAGCUGGAGCAAGACAGAUACGUCGACCAUAUCCUGGGAGCUCUCCAAUCCAUAAGUGGCAAGGUAAUGGACAGGACUCUCAGCUCAAAGAACAUGAUGUGGCUGUCGAGUCGGAGAUCGCGCGGGAGGGCGAAAGGCGCAACGCUAAGGAGAGUUGCAUCGACUUCGGGUGCAAAUGAAGAGGGGAGGGACGCGGGCGGCCCUGCUGGCAAUACAAAUGCUGUGGUUCCUCGAGCCGGACCGGUUCGUGUGGAAGAAAGCCAAGGGCAGGAGAAGAGAGAGGAAGAGGCAACAAUGUACAGCGCGCACGGACUGGAGGAGCUCGUGGAGGAGCAUCGCAUCUGGAGAAGCUGGCAGACCAACUGGCCCAUGGGCUAUGUCGAGAUUUUGAAGCAGAAUCAGGGAGGACUUCUCGAGACAUUAAAUGGGACGUAA
This is a messenger RNA of Trichoderma atroviride IMI 206040, 537 nucleotides long. NCBI's taxonomy places the organism in Eukaryota, Fungi, Ascomycota, Sordariomycetes, Hypocreales, Hypocreaceae. The record is from RefSeq and is a predicted model, not a curated record.